AUGGCCGCCAGAAAGAAAAGCAUACCGACUCGUGGAAGCUCCGACAGGGGUAGAGGAAGAGGAAGCAAUGGCCCUAACAAUGGAGGCGGAGGAGGGCCUAAGCUGGUAAUGUUCAAGAACAAGAUAACUUACGCCCAAACCCUCGAACUCACAAGGAAUUUUCACAAGGAGAAUGUCCUAAGCAGGGGAUUGAUUUCAGCUAUGAACGGCUCCAUUCCUCGGCUCCUAGUGCUCUCCUUGUCGCGGAACGAGCUCUCCGGUCAAUCCCAUCGUCUAUUUUCUGCAAUGUUGGAUAGGCACCGACAAUUUUUCAGCGGAAGGGCUUCAUUUUGUGGAUUUAGGGUUUAA
Molecule: messenger RNA, 348 nt
Organism: Linum tenue
Lineage: Eukaryota; Viridiplantae; Streptophyta; Magnoliopsida; Malpighiales; Linaceae
Source: the annotation of a GenBank genome assembly